Lobosporangium transversale is the source of this 764-nucleotide messenger RNA. RefSeq lists its product as hypothetical. The transcript has a single exon. NCBI's taxonomy places the organism in Eukaryota, Fungi, Mortierellomycota, Mortierellomycetes, Mortierellales, Mortierellaceae. The coding region runs from base 132 to 764 and encodes 210 amino acids. The record is from RefSeq and is a predicted model, not a curated record.
UCUCUAACUCCUGACCUGACACAGCACUUUUACAAGCUUCUAUUUUUUUUUUUUUAUCUAAACAUUCAAACAAAACUAAAACCCAAAACGCAAACAAACAAACCAACAAGCUAACUAACAAAGCGGUCAUAAUGCGUUUCGAGAUCACGACCUUUACAACACUUGCACUUCUUGUUGCACCAGCAUUGGCAGCCAAGACUUGGGAUGUGAAGAUUGACGAUGGCAAGUUUUCGCCCUCGAUCCUGGAUAUCUCACCCGGAGACACGGUUCGCUGGCCUUUGGAUGAUGGCGGAGAUCAUGCGAUUGUGGAGACCAUUCCAGGGCCUCAGUCAUGUACCGCAAAGUCUGGAGGAUUCAAUUCGGGACGAAAGACAGCAGGCCAGCCUUAUCAACGUACGUUCCCGGUUCAGGGGGUGGUGAACUACAAGGAUGGCAUUGGAGCCAACUGUGCCAAGAACAAUACGGUUGGAACCAUUUAUGUGGGACCUCGACCAAGUGACGCGGUGCCACCUGCACCAGUAACUUCGAUCACGUCCGCGAUGAGCAGUGCCAGUGCCAGUGCCAGUGCUAGUGUUAGUAGCACUAUCCAGCAGCGUACUUCAACCACUUCGAUGAUGCAUACUAGUAGCCGUGGAGAUGGUGCGAGCCACACAUCCUCCAUGAUUGCUCCUACAAACCAACCCAGCAAUGCCAAUAAGUUGGUGCAAAGCUCGAUCGCUUUGGGCUUUGUAGGUCUAAUUGCAGCUCUUGCUGCAGCCCUUUAA